AUGGAGGCGGCGGCGGCGAGGCAGAGGGCGCGGCCGCGCACGCCGCCGGCGGAGGAGUACGACCCGUGGACGGCCUGGCUCUACAAGCCGCGCACCAUCUCCGUGCUGCUCGUCGGCGCAUGCCUCCUCAUCUGGGCGAGUGGAGCUCUGGACCCGGAGGGCGCUGCCUCCCACAGCAGCUCGACAUCUAUCAAGAGGGGUGUCUGGGCUAUGAUUGCGGUGUUCCUUGCCUAUUGCACACUCCAGGCACCAUCAACGAUACUUAUUCGGCCCCAUCCUGCUUUCUGGCGCCUGGUGCAUGGGCUGGCGGUUGUUUACCUUGUUGCUCUCACGUUUCUUCUUUUCCAGAAUCGUGAUGAUGCUCGCCGGUUCAUGAAACACCUUUCUCCUGAUCUUGGAGUUGAGUUACCGGAGAGAUCCUAUGGAGCCGAUUGCCGUCUGUAUGUUCCAGAAAACCCUAAAAACAAGUUCAUAAAUAUUUAUGAGACAUUGUUUGAUGAAUUUGUGGUCGCCCAUGUUUUGGGCUGGUGGGGCAAGGCUGUAAUGAUACGGAAUCAAGCUCUCCUUUGGGUCUUGUCGAUUGGCUUUGAGCUAAUGGAGCUUACGUUCCGACAUAUGUUGCCAAACUUUAAUGAGUGCUGGUGGGAUAGUAUUAUCUUGGACAUCUUGAUCUGCAAUUGGUUUGGUAUUUGGGCGGGAAUGCACACGGUCCGAUACUUCGAUGGUAAAACAUAUGAAUGGGUUGGACUGAGCCGACAGCCCAGCAUCAUGGGUAAGGUGAAAAGAUCGUUGAGCCAGUUCACUCCUGCACAGUGGGACAAGGAUCAAUGGCAGCCCUUCAUGGGGCCGUUGCGGUUCAUCCAAGUGUUGUUCCUCUGCGUCGUUUUCAUGAUGGUGGAGCUCAACACAUUUUUCCUUAAAUUCUGUCUCUGGAUCCCUCCAAGGAAUCCCUUGGUUGUGUACAGAUUGAUCCUGUGGUGGCUGAUUGCGAUCCCGACCAUCCGCGAGUACAACUCCUACCUGCAGGACAGCAAACCGGUGAAGAAGGUCGGGGCUUUCUGUUGGCUCUCUGUAGCCAUAUGCAUAGUGGAGCUUCUUAUCUGCAUGAAGUUUGGGCAUGAAUUAAUCUGGCCAGGUCUUUUUCAUGAUCCGAUGCCUACCUGGCUGAUCAUCUUUUGGAGGUCGGCGGGGAUAGCGUUCGUGGUCUUCUUGCUCGCGUGGUCGUGGAGUAACCACCAGAAAUUCCGGAGAAAGAAUCUCUGA
Molecule: messenger RNA, 1263 nt
Organism: Triticum turgidum subsp. durum (durum wheat)
Lineage: Eukaryota; Viridiplantae; Streptophyta; Magnoliopsida; Poales; Poaceae
Source: the annotation of a GenBank genome assembly